Drosophila ficusphila is the source of this 1392-nucleotide messenger RNA. Its product is annotated as borealin. Gene Ontology annotation, biological process: mitotic sister chromatid segregation. The record is from RefSeq and is a predicted model, not a curated record. Bases 145 to 1113 code for a protein of 322 amino acids. Gene Ontology annotation, cellular component: chromosome, centromeric region; spindle midzone; chromosome passenger complex. The transcript is spliced from 3 exons. Lineage: Eukaryota; Metazoa; Arthropoda; Insecta; Diptera; Drosophilidae.
UUUCGAAAUUUUGCAACACUAAUCUCUAAAUGACGCUUGAAUUUUAGCGGAAACUCGAAAAGGAACACAAAAACCGCAGACGCCAGCCAGAAUAAAAAGGUCAAUACAGAGAAAAUCAGGUCAAACUCAAACAACAAAUCGAAGAUGCCGCGCACCAAGAUACCAAAGAACUCGAAGCGCAACCGCGAGGUGGCCAAUCGCGAGGAGAAGGUUCGUUUGUACGAGCUGAAAAUGGACUCCCGCUUAAUCAGCAUCGAUUCGCUGGAGACCAAGUUCCUGGCCGCCGUCGAUCUCCAGGUGAAAACGCUGCUGGGCCAGGUGCAGAAGGAGCUAGCCGACCUGAAGAUGCCCGAGGUUCUGAGGCUCUUCGGGGAGCUGGACCGCUUCAGCGACUUCAAGGCCAGCGACCAGACGCAGCUGCUCGCCUCGAUGUCGAUGAGCAGCAGCGCAGUCGAUGGACACGUUCCCACAACAGCCACCGCCAGCCGCAACGACGAAGGCUACCUUACAGAGGACAGCAGCCUCGGAGCGAGCGGCGGCAGCAUCCUGGCCGCCCACACGGGCUCCCUGUUGCGCUCUGCAAAGGCAAUGCGAACGCCCGGACCACUGCAUUCGGCCAGGGCUCGUAAAGCACGUCGCAGUCGAUCCGCCUGCGGGGAUCUGAAUGUCCUGCACUCGGCCAAGCCGCCAUCAAUUUUGAGCAGCAGUGGGACAAGCAACAGUCGCAAUUCGCGCAGCAAGAUGCGCACACCGAUGGCCUCGCGCGCCAAGGCCUUCAGUGCCGAUCGCACACCGCUGGCCCAGAAGCAAAUGCGCUCCGGAUCGCCAUCCUCGCCGCCAAUGGCAUUCCUGCGGUAUCCCAAGCCCGGUGAAGUGGCCCUCUCCAAAUUCGGCAGUCCCAUGGUGGCCCAAGCAAUGCCCGACAAGUUCGCCAAUGUGAACAUACCCAUCCGAAAUGGAGUGCUUAGCUUGCGGCCCAAGAAACUGGAUGCUGGCGAGGUCGAGUCGAAUCUGCUGGAGAACCUGGACGAGGACACCCUGAACCAGAUCAAAACGCUGCACGAGAACUUGCAGAUGAUCGUGAACAAGGCCAGCCAGGCGGGAUUUAAAUAGUUGCCAAUUCAAACGCUUACGUAGAUAUAGUCCUAUAUCGUAUAUUUUAGUACGUUUUGUUUAAGUUCAGUUUUCAUUUUACUCAACUAGUUCAAGUAUUUUUUCUCCAUUAUAAAAAUCUGUAUCGUAUUUACAUAAGUCUCCAUACAUGUUCAUGUUUCGUGUUCAUCCAAGUCUUCAUGGAUACGAAAGUAAUUUUUAAAUACAACGUUGAAAGAAAAAAGAGGUCGCUCUAUGAUUGUAACACGUCUUCAAAUAAAACGCUAUGGAGAAUGCCAA